Messenger RNA from Carcharodon carcharias (great white shark), 7405 nucleotides. It is a transcript of the gene itgb4, whose product is annotated as integrin, beta 4. Bases 269 to 5554 code for a protein of 1761 amino acids. Gene Ontology annotation, molecular function: integrin binding. The transcript has 40 exons. Gene Ontology annotation, biological process: cell communication; integrin-mediated signaling pathway; cell adhesion mediated by integrin. Gene Ontology annotation, cellular component: integrin complex; cell surface; membrane. Lineage: Eukaryota; Metazoa; Chordata; Chondrichthyes; Lamniformes; Lamnidae. The record is from RefSeq and is a predicted model, not a curated record.
AUACCUGCACGGAGGGAGAGAAAAACAAACUCCCCCAAACUCCGGGAGAGACCGCAUUCGGGCUCCAGUCUACCAAGCGAGACAGUCAAAGUGGAAAGCAAGAAUAACCCGAGGCAAUAUUUAACCAGGACACUUUACUCCGGCCCCACUGCCAGACCUGCUGAGUUUUCCCAGGUAUUUUUGUUUUUGUUUUGGAUUUCCAGCAGCCGCAGUUUUUUUUUUGCUUUAACCAGGACACUUCACUCCGGCCCACUAGGAACGGAAGGAGAUGCAGCAGUGGAAGAUAUGGUGCUCAUUGCUGAGCGUGGUCGUAUUGGCAGCUGUGUGCCAGGGAGAGAGAAGCAAUCGCUGUAUUCUCAGUCGAGCCAAAACCUGCACUGAGUGCAUGAGAGUGGACAAGGACUGUUCAUAUUGUGCUGACGAGGGCAUUCAUUACUCCAGGUGUGAUCUAUACAGCAACUUACAGUCAAAGUGCAAACAGAUAAUCCAGAUGAAAAGUUCGAUGGAAAUAAAAAAGAAUGUGGAAAUCAAUACGCGCAGAAAACAGAACCAGAUCUCACCGCAGGAGGUGUCCAUGACACUGCGAGCAGGAGAGGAGAAGUCAGUGAAAUUCAAAGUCUUUCAGCCACUGGAUGCUCCAGUUGAUCUUUAUUUCCUGAUGGAUUUCUCCAACUCGAUGAAGGACGAUUUGGACAACCUGAAGAAACUGGGCCUUAAGCUGGCUGAUGUUGUGGGGAACAUGUCAAGUGACUACACCAUUGGCUUUGGGAAAUUUGUUGACAAAGUAACCGUUCCACAGACAGAUAUGAGGCCUGCAAGGCUCAAGACACCUUGGCAAAACAGUGACCCCCCAUUCUCCUUCAAGAACGUUAUUACUCUGACAUCAAAUGCCAAAGAUUUCAUCCAGAAGCUGGAGAAAGAGAGAAUUUCUGGAAAUGUAGAUGCACCUGAAGGUGGAUUUGAUGCGAUUCUGCAGGUGGCUGUUUGUAAGGAAAACAUUGGUUGGAGGAAUCAGAGUACUCACCUGCUGGUCUUUUCCACUGAAUCUGCCUUUCAUUAUGAGGCUGAUGGCUCCAAUGUCCUCUCUGGGAUCCUAACACGGAAUGAUGAGGGCUGCCAUUUAGACUUGACAGGCACCUAUACUAAGCAUACUUUGCAAGAUUACCCAUCAAUUCCAACUCUGAUUCGUCUCCUCGGAGAGCAAAGCAUUAUACCAAUCUUUGCAGUUACCAACUACUCUUAUUCUUAUUAUGAGAAAUUGAGCAAGUAUUUCCCUGUGUCUGCUAUUGGGCGGCUUCAGGAAGACUCCUCCAAUAUAAUUGAGCUGUUAUGGACUGCAUUUGAGAACAUCCGCUCAAAGAUGGAAAUCCGACCUGAGUAUACCCCCAAAACAAUGAGGUCCAAAGUCUCAUCAUUGUCGAGUGUCAUGUCUCAGAGUGACUCUUCAAUCUUCACUGUGCUCCCAGGAAAGGUGAAAGAGUUCAAGCUUAACGUGAAAGCUUUGGAUUACAUUGGUGAAACUCACGUGUGUGACUAUAAGGAGCAACAGAAAAAAUACCUAAUUGUCAAACCCAGCACUUUCACAGAUGCUUUGUCAUUAGAUGCCUCCCUGCUGUGUGACAAAUGUUCCUGUGAAUUGAAUGCGGAGGUGAACUCUUCCAAAUGUAGCGGUCAUGGUGACUUUGCUUGUGGACACUGUGUGUGCAAGGAUGAUUGGCGGGGAGAACUCUGUGACUGUAACUCAAAUUCUCAGGGAGAUGUUGCAGCCUGCAAGAAUCCCAAAGAUACCUCCCAGAUUUGCUCCGGUCGCGGAGAUUGUUACUGUGGUGUUUGUCACUGCGUUCCAUCAGAGCGCCAUCUGGAAAGAUUUGAGGGAGACUAUUGUGAAUAUAGCAACCUGCUUUGUCCACGAUUUGCUGGCUUUAUGUGUAAUGAUCAUGGUGAAUGUUUUAAGGAAAAGUGCGUAUGUGGAGAGGGAUGGGAAGGUGCCGCAUGUGAAUGCCCUAAAAGCAAUGCCACAUGCAUUGACGCCAAUGGGGUACUCUGUCAUGGUAAAGGUAGCUGCGUAUGUGGAAGAUGUAAGUGUGACCCAACUGAUGCGAAUGUUGAUUCAGUCUGUGGCCCCCUCAAAUAUUCACUAGGGCUGUGUGAGGACAUUCGCACCUGUGUCCAAUGCAAAGCCUGGAAUACUGGGGAAAAGAAGGGAAAGAACUGCAAAAAGUGCACUCACGAGUUCAAGUUUGUGGAUGAACUGAAACCAGGAGAGGAGGUGAUGGAACAUUGUGAAUUCCGUGAUGAGGAAGAUGACUGCACAUUUUAUUACACAUUGGAAAAGCACCCAAGUGGCAACAAUACUUAUGUAGAGGUGCUAAAAAAGAAAGAUUGUCCACCAGGAGGCUUCCUCUGGCUUAUUCCACUUAUCAUAUUCCUGAUGUUGUUGCUGGGUCUGCUGUUGUUGCUCUGCUGGAAAUACUGUGCCUGCUUUCGGGCUUGCUGUGCAAGGCUGCCAUGCUGUGCGAUGCUGCCAUGUUGUGCUGCAGGUACCAAGGUUGGGUUUCAGGAAGACCGCUACAUGCUACGUCAAAGCAACCUCAACUCCCUGGACACGCCAAUGGUUCGGACAAACAAGCCAGUUGGAACAGACAUAGUAAGGUGGAAGGUGACAGAUAAUGUGCACAAAGAAUCAUCUAAACAGUAUCAGGCAACCAACCCCAAUGAUACUAUUCUGUACAAUCUGUCACUGCGAGCAGCCCGAAUAUUCAAUGAUGAGCUGAGAAAACCGGACUCACCAGAGUUUAAUCAACUGCGGCAUACGGUGGAGGAGAAUCUCAACGACUCAUACAAAUCUGUCCCAGGUUUCCAGCCAGUGCGGAAAACCAAAUUUAGACUUCAACCAAAUGCUGGAAAGAGGCAGGACCUGACUAUCAUCGACACACAAUUACCUGCCUUUCGUUCAGCAGAGAAACAGAUCAUGAAUAUAACUGAACAAAAGGUUAACUUGGAAGCCUUCAACAGUCUGAAAGUUUGCCCCGGCUACUAUACGGUGGCAACUGAUCGAGAUGCUCAUGGGCAGGUGGAGUUCCAGGAUGGGGUCGAAUCCAUUGAUGUACGGGUUCCACUCUUUGUAAAGGAUGAAGAUGAUGAUGAAAAGCAUUUGCAGGUGGAGGCUGUGGAUGUUCCAAAGGGGAAUGCAGAGAUCGACCAGCGAUUUGUGUACAUCACCAUCAUCAAAGAAGCCUCAGCCAAAAGCAUUAUCACUUUCCUGCAACCAUCCUACACAUACCAGCGGCAGGACAAAGUGGCUAAAAUACCCUUGUUCCGGGAGAUAAUGGAAGAUGGACGCACACAGGUCUCCUACAGGACGAGAGAUCUCACCGCCAGGGAUGGCAAGGAUUACAUAUCAACGGAGAGCGAGGUCAUAUUCUACCCUGGAGAGACUCGCAAGGAGAUACCCGUCUCACUCCUGGAGCAGACAGAGAUUGACACUCUCCUGGAAAAUGGGCAGCUCAAACAAUUCCGCAUCGAACUGUACAAGCCCCAAAAUGGAGCAAAGCUGGGGAAAUUUCCUGAAACCAACGUCAUCAUCGCCAAUGAUAAUGAAAAUCAAACAACAAUCCCCCUCGAGCAAAGUGCCAUCUCCAUCAACUCCCCACCCACCAAUGUCAAAGCUCAGCCAAUUGACAGCAAAAGAAUCCGCAUGAAUUGGAUCCCACCGCCAGGCCGACCAACAGGAUAUAAGGUGACCUAUUGGAUUGAAGGGGAUGAGAAUUCUUCUCAGGUCAUAAACACAACUGCGCCCUCUGCUGAUCUCCCCAAUCUCUACCCAUACUGUGACUACGAGAUGAACGUCUUUGCCUACAAUGCACUAGGUGCUGGUCCCUGCUCCGAGAUUGUUAGGUGUCGCACACCGGAAGACUUACCAAAUGAGCCUGGACGAUUGGCGUUCAAUGUCAUUUCACCAACAGUGACACAACUGAGCUGGGCCGAACCUUCAGAAACCAACGGGGAGAUCAUUGAGUAUGAGGUCACAUAUGCAGUGGUGACUGAUGAGAAUAAACCCAUUGGACCUAAAAAAGUGGUGAAAAUCAACAAACCAAAGAAGAGGAUGGUAAUGAUCGAGAAUCUGAAAGAAGAGCAGCCAUAUCGGUACACGGUGCGAGCCAAGAAUGGUGCUGGCUGGGGACCUGUCCGUGAAGCCACAAUGAACCUCUCCACGCAGCCAAAACGCCCAAUGUCUAUUCCUAUCAUCCCAGAUGUUCCCAUUAUUGAUGCGGAGGCACAUGAUGAGUAUGAGAAUUUCCUGAUGUACAGCUCAGAUGUAAUGCGAUCGCCCAGGCCCAGCACUUCUGAUGACACAGACAUGCAGAUGAAUGGGAACUGGGAGAUGAACUCUCUAUUCCCUGGAAGUGCCAACAGCACCCUGAAUCGGAGCACCACCACCACUCACAGCGGGCAGUACUCUAGGAUGAUGGGUGGCUCCUUGGAGACCCACACUACCAUGAUGUCAGGACUGGAAACAUCAAUGUAUGGAAAGAAAGGAGUUAACAACACAAUCACACAGCAGAUGAUUGGAGGGAGGAGACGCACCGAAUCCGAGGAUGUAAACGCUGCUCUUGAGAACCUGGAGAUGGUUCUACAUGAAAACCGAUCUCCCGGGAUCCCAGAAACUCCAACUCGCCUUGUGUUCUCUGCACUCGGAGCAACCUCAUUGAAAGUCAGCUGGCAGAAACCUCAAUGUGAUCGAGAGGUCCUGGCCUAUCGCGUCACAUACCAGCCUCUUCUAGGAGGUGAGAUGAAAACAAUUGACAUCUCAGACGCCAAUGAAAAUUCCCUGAUCAUCAAUGAUCUUCUACCCAACUACUCCUACAUCUUCAAGGUCAAGGCACUGAGUGAUAAGGGGUGGGGUCCAGAGCGAGAAGGAGUCAUCACCAUUGAAUCAAAGGUGGAUCCACUGAGCCCUCUGAGUCCAGUUCCAGGCUCUCCUUUCACGCUGAGCACACCCAGUGCUCCAGGGCCCCUGGUAUUUACUGCCAUUAACUCUGAGUUGCUCAAACUAAGCUGGGAGAAACCCCGUAAACCAAAUGGAGACAUCAUGGGCUACCUGGUGACUUGUGAACCAUUGGAUGGUCAAGGUGAGAUCAAGACUUAUCAAGUGGAGGGCGAUGAUGCAGAUAUGACACUGAUGGUACCUCACCUCAGUGAAAAUAUUCCAUACAAGUUCAAGGUUCAAGCAAGGACAACACAAGGUUAUGGUCCAGAGCGCGAAGGGAUCAUCACCAUCGAGUCACAGGAUGGAGGUAGGAGCCAGCACACGAGCCUCUCUGAGUACAGUAAGCAGAUGAUAAUGAGGCAUGAGGGGUACACGGUACCUGGAAAUAUGAGCACACAGGCUAGUUUGCUGGAUUCCGCCAUCGACCCCAUGUUCUCAGAGGGAAUGACUGUCAUGACACAACGAAUGGAAAGUGGAACAUCAAUCACUCAACAGGUCACUCGAACAAUGAUGACGGGUGGAACAAUCACCAAACAGAUGGAGAGGAAGUUCUACGAGGCCUGAUCCAUGGAUUAACUCCUGCAAAAUUCUGCUCUCUGUACUGACCGUUGCAGAUUCUUUGUUGAAUCACACCAAUGAGUGAUCUUUGAAGCAGCCCUGAUCUCUGUUUGCCUCUCAGCUUGUCAGCACCUUAUAUAAAGGAGGCCUUUCAGCUAGACAGUUAUAAUGGCUACUUGCUCCUAUUUGUACAUUGGGUUGGCACCACUUGGCAUUGUUACAAUAUCAUUGUAAUGGUUUUCUGAUGUGUUGAUAAUGAACUUCGAUCAACAGAGACUGUGCAUUCACCUUAUCUUGAAAUCUGUCCAAAUUUUAUACUGCCUAAAACUUUACUUCUCUCUCAAAUCAUUUGACUUGCCCCAAAUCCAGGCCUCCCCAGGACAUAGGAGAUCCUUGUGUUCUUUCUCCACUCUUUCUAUAGUUGCAGAGGCUUGUCAUCAGCAACAGAAACCUCCCUUGGCCAUUGCAUCACUUGUUUCACACUGUGGGUCACAUGUACCAAGAUCAAACAUUCAUUGUACUUAUUUUACCAUUCAGGUUUAAGCAACUAAUCCUUGUAGAAUGUGUAGAAAACUUUCAAUGUAUAUGUGAUCCAAGUUGUAAUGAGUAAUUCAGCUCUGUGGGUGAGAGAGCAAUCUUCUGGGUUCUACAUGUUUUGGAGUAACACUGACCUGUGGGUGUGAGCAAUUUCCUGCAUUCUCUGGGUGUAACUCAAGCGCUGUCUGGUUAUGAGGGUAACACUUAUUCUAGCUGUAGGUGCCCACAUUAUUUCUCUGCUGUUUUCAUUUCAAUUACUUAACUCUCGUCGAGCACUGUUGAUUCAUCCCACUUCUGGUGCUGAAUUUUCACUUGUGUAAAAGGUCCCCAUAACUCAGAACAUUUAUAACUGGAUUUGUCCCACUUGGCAGCAAGCUCCAGUAACUCCCAAUUACCAUGAAGCCACUUGCCCUAUGCAUCAGGAUUCACAGAGAACAAGUGAAGGUUUGGGGUUAAGGAAUGUACAGAAUGUAGGAAUUUACACAGAAUGUGCUGCAUCUGUGGAGACUGUGCUUCUUGAUCCAGAAAGCAGGAUACUUCUUCCAGUUUUGUUAUCUCACCUGCUCACUCAGGUGCAGAACUGAGACUCAUGCUUCUUGUAUCCUCCAUAUUGGAUAGAAACAUACCAAAUCUACUGCACUGCCUCCCGUUCGCAAUUUUUUAUAUUAUAUGACCAAAAUGCAACAGCAGCUCUUAAAAUUCUUAUUUUAGAUACUAAACAUGUAUUUAUAUUUUAAUUUUCCAGGGUUAUAUUUUUAGAAUCUUACCACAGUACUGUACGCUAUCCAAAUGCCAUAGAUUUGGGUUCAACUGUUCCAUAUUGCAGCUGGUAGAGAGCUGUACCAUCUGGUUCCCUCAAAGAUUCAUUUAGUUAAGAUUGUAUUGCACAGAGCCUGACAGAUCCAGGUUUAGUUCCCAGACUAAUCUCAUCUGGGGCAGCCCUGGUGAUAUUGGGAGCUGCAGCUACAUACUGUAUUGGGGGAAAGGAAGAAUCAGUCAGUGAUUCUGUUCCUGAUUGCUAUCUCGUAUAUACUGUGGAUGCUGGUUGUGAUCAGAAUAGGGCCCAAGAUUGGUCACCUGGGCCAAGGUACCUUUGGGUACCAGCCAUCAGUGGAACAGUACCCCAGCCGAGAGUCAGCACUGUUACAAGAGGGCUGACAUAACAUUUUUUAAAAAUGGAAGAACGAGGGAGUCUGGGCUGGAGAUGGCCUUAGGUUGCUCUUUAUGUUUCCAAUGUACCACUCCCUGUAAACAAUGGUAUGGUUUUUUUUGUACAUGUAAUGAAAUGCUUCUGCACUUAUAAUAUAUAACUCUCUCAUA